CAUUUCCAUUUUAUUUUAGAUCGAGUUAUGUUUUUAAAACGUUUCAGUUGAAUGCGCAAUUACGCAUUAAUGCAAGAGAUUGACAUGCUGUGUGCUCUCACACUUCCUCUUUAUGUUCGGUCUCUUCCGCACACACACAGACACACACAGACACACACACAGAACUAAACUCUUCCUCCUUUUAUUCUAAUCGCUCGCGCUACACCUGCCUAUAGAACCGGGAGCACGCACCGGACUGCAGUGACGGAGAGGGUCAUGUCUCCGCGCUGCUCUCUCUGACCCUCGGCUUCCGCUUCCCUUGUUUUUGUUUUUGUUUUUGUUUUGAUUUCGUGGAUUAAAUGCGCUUCACCGGCUCCCUGAAGGUGCGCGUGGGCGAGGCCGUGGACCUGAAGCCCACCAGCGCGUCCACGCGCCACGUAGCCGCUUUUGGUAAAGCCGGUCUGGGACUGAACCUGCACCUGGGCGCGGCCGCGAGUCUGGACCCGUACGUGGUGGUGAAGGUGGACGAUGGCGCGGUGGGUCAGACGCGCUCCAAACCGCGCACCAACGCGCCAACCUACAACGAAGAGUUCAGCGCGUGUGUGAGUCGCGCAGAGAGACUGGAGUUCGCCGUCUUCCACGAGUCACCGAUCGGCUACGACGACUUUGUGGCCAAUUGCACCCUGCAGAUCGAGGACCUGAGGAAGGGCUCCAGCUCCGAGGAGACCUUCGAAGGAUGGGUUGACCUGGAGCCUGAGGGGAAGGUGUACAUCCAUAUUGCUCUCAGUGGAACAUUUAUUGAUGUUUCUGAUGACCCCACCCCUCCUCCGACGUUUAAGGAGUUCACUCGGAAGCGUCAGCAAGCAGUGAGACGGAGAGUUCAUCAGGUCAACGGACACAAGUUCAUGUCUACGUUCCUGAAGCAGCCCACAUUCUGUUUCCACUGCAAAGAAUUUAUAUGGGGUGUUUUUGGGAAACAAGGGUACCAGUGUCAAGUGUGUACUUGCGUUGUCCACAAACGGUGCCAUCAGCUUGUCGUCACUGUGUGUCCACGUAUGAAGAAACCUACUAAAGAACAGACGGUGAAUCAGGGUUUCAGCAUUAACGUUCCUCACAGGUUCAGUGUACAUAAUUACAAGGUUCCGACAUUCUGUGAUCACUGUGGAUCUUUAUUGUGGGGCCUCGUGAAGCAGGGGCUGCACUGUAGCAUCUGUAAGAUGAACGUUCAUAUCCGCUGUAAGGGAAAUGUUGCUCCAAACUGUGGUGUGAAUAAUGUGGAGCUCGCUAACAAAUUAGCAGAGAUGGGACUUCAGCCAGGAGGAACAAUAAAGCGCAGUCCAGUGUGUCAGAACCCGUCUGCUGUGGAGUCCUCAUCUCACUGUGUCAGUGUGAAUCAAGGUGUGUCUCCAGAAGACAAUAAAGGUCGAAAGUUGCACAUUGAGGACUUUACUUUUCUCCAGGUUCUUGGAAAAGGCAGCUUUGGCAAGGUGAUGCUGGCCUGCUUGAACAACACAGGUCGCGUGUUUGCUGUGAAGAUUUUGAAGAAAGACGUGAUUCUGCAAGAUGAUGAUGUUGAGUGCACGUUGACGGAGAAACGAGUGCUGACUCUCGCACACUCACACCCCUACCUCACACACCUGUACUGCUGCUUCCAGAACCUGGAGCGUCUGUUCUUUGUGAUGGAGUUUGUGAACGGCGGCGAUCUCAUGUUCCACAUUCAGAAGUCGAGGAAGUUUGAGGAGAACCGAGCACGAUUUUAUGCAGCAGAGAUCACCUGUGCACUCAUCUUCCUGCACAGCAAGGGCAUCAUAUACAGGGAUCUGAAGCUGGAUAACGUGCUGCUGGAUCAGGACGGUCACUGCAAGUUGGCAGAUUUUGGGAUGUGUAAAGAGGGGAUGUUUGAAGGCAACGCUACCGCAACGUUCUGUGGAACUCCAGAUUACAUUGCUCCUGAGAUCCUGCAGGAGAUGCUGUACGGGCCAUCAGUUGAUUGGUGGGCUCUGGGCGUGCUCCUUUAUGAGAUGCUCUCAGGCCACGCCCCCUUUGAGGCAGAGAACGAGGACGAUUUGUUCGAGUGCAUUCUGAACGAGGAGAUCAUUUACGCAUCGUGGUUGAGCGCCAACGCCGUGGACAUCCUCAAAGCUCUGCUCACGAAGAAUCCGACCCGUCGUCUCGGCUGCGUGGCGGCGAGCGGUGGAGACAACGCCGUUACGGCUCACGUGUUCUUCAGCACCAUCGACUGGGAAAAACUGAACCGGCGAGAACUGGAGCCUCCGUUUAAACCCCAAAUCAAAACCAGUGAGGACGUGAACAAUUUCGACCCUGACUUCACGAGCGAAGAGGCCAUUCUCACUCCCAUCAUGGACGCCGUGAUCCCGCAGAUCAACCAGGACGAGUUCCAAGAGUUCUCUUUCACCUCAGAUGCAAUGCUGGGGUUCUGCGUAUCGUGAAAUAAAUAAACCUAAAACAGAAAAACAAAGCGGCGUCUCAGGAGGAAGAGGAUGACAAAGCGAUGACGUCUGGUCUGUUGAGUCGUGAUGUCAUCGUAAUGCUAAUUAUUUAUUGCAGCCGAUACGAGCGUUUUAAACUCGUCGCUGAAUCAGUGGAAGCUGUGACGUGAGACAUCAGAGCUCGUCGUGACCGCUUGGUUGGUGCGAAGCGAUGGCAUCAGAUUUCACAAAAAUGAAGUAUUAAAACUCUCAGCAAAGUCAUUGCUUGAGUGGAAAGGAUUAGUAUUACAAACCUUUUUAUUGUAGCUAAAGUUUCUUUUAUUCUAUGAAAGAGAAUAUAUUGGAAGUCAUCCUGAUGGGAUCAAAGUCCAGUGUGAAAAAAAAAGUACUGUCAGUAUUGCAUCAGAGAUUUAUAAUGCUCUGGGUCAGGGGGCGGAGCUAACGUUAACGUUUGUGAUGUGCUACUAGCUGUCGUCUAAACAAUUUACAGCAUAGCAAGAUGUUUUAGCUACACAAUAUAAUGGUGUGCUGAAGGUGGGAAUGUUGAGGCUGAAGUAAUGUGAUGUAAUAAUAUAAUAAUAAGAUGUAAGCUCCGCCCCCUUUUGAGCCAGGGAAGAGUUUGGGUCUGACUUCAUUUCAGGACUCAGUCACAGGACUGGAGCCUCUGUCCUUUCACCCUCCGCCUCGUACCCUGCUUCUCUACGUUAAACAGUUAACGAAGACAAACUCCGCUGAAUUUUAUUGCAGAUUUUUAAGAUAGCUUAUGGCCCUUUUUUCUGUUUUAUAAAUCUUUUAUUAAGUCUCUAUUAUUAAUCCGUUCUUAUGCGUAGGCCAGCGUGUGUUAUGCCCUCAGCAGUGGCAGUGUUAUUGAAAGGCCUUCAGCUUCUGGUAUCGUGCGACCCCGUGACCUCUUCUCCAGAUAUAAGGACAAUGUCCAGGAAGUAAGAGAGGGGUAAAAUCUGCCCUGAGGAGGGUAAAAAUGCUUUGGAGUGACUAAAUUUAUGUCUGUGAUAGAAAUAAAAGUGUGUGAGAGAGUGCGUGUGUGUCAGUGAGUGUGUGUCAGUGAGUGUGUGUGUGUGUGAGUAAGUGUGGGUUAGUGAGUGUGUGUGGGUCAGUGAGUGUGUGUGUGUGGGUCAGUGAGUGUGUGUGUGUGGGUCAGUGAGUGUGUGUGUGUGGGUCAGUGAGUGUGUGUGUGGGUCAGUGAGUGUGUGUGUGGGUCAGUGAGUGUGUGUGUGGGUCAGUGAGUGUGUGUGUGUGAGUAAGUGUGGGUUAGUGAGUGUGUGUGGGUCAGUGUAGGUUAGUGAGUGUGUGUGGGUCAGUGAGUGUGUGUGGGUCAGUAAGUGUGUGUGUGUGAGUAAGUGUGGGUUAGUGAGUGUGUGUGGGUCAGUGUGGGUUAGUGAGUGUGUGUGGGUCAGUGAGUGUGUGUUUGAGUAAGUGUGGGUUAGUGAGUGUGUGUGGGUCAGUGUGGGUUAGUGAGUGUGUGUGGGUCAGUGAGUGUGUGUGUGUGUGAGUAAGUGUGGGUUAGUGAGUGUGUGUGGGUCAGUGUGGGUUAGUGAGUGUGUGUGGGUCAGUGAGUGUGUGUGUAGUUUCUCACCUGUUCUCACAGUCCAGUCUGGCUCGUGCUUGGGUUUUUGCUUAUUAAUGUAAAUUAAAAUGAAUGUUAUUGUGUGUUUUUGUUAAAACCAGAUGUACUAAAGGUGUUUGCUCAGGGUCACUAGAAGCACUUUGUGUGAAGUUAUUUUAAUGUGAGCCUUUAAAAAGUUUGUUACUCGACUGUUAGUGCUGUGUUUGUGUCCCACAUGUGAUCCUAAAUAAAAGGAUACAAGAGCUGU
This is a messenger RNA of Tachysurus vachellii, 4261 nucleotides long. RefSeq names its product protein kinase C, eta, a (gene prkcha). Gene Ontology annotation, biological process: protein phosphorylation. The record is from RefSeq and is a predicted model, not a curated record. Gene Ontology annotation, molecular function: diacylglycerol-dependent serine/threonine kinase activity; ATP binding. The transcript has 14 exons. Bases 339 to 2429 code for a protein of 696 amino acids. Lineage: Eukaryota; Metazoa; Chordata; Actinopteri; Siluriformes; Bagridae.